AGGCCCCAGGGCCCGUGCCCAGCGGCGUGCGCGCGGCGGCGGCCCCGCCGCGAGAGGUCAGACGGGCGCUCCGAGCGCCUUCUGCACGAUGACGGGCGCCAUCGGGCAGCAGCAGAUGGCCGCCCGCCCGUACUCGCUGCCGCAGGUGCCGUUCCCAAGCUACUUCCACAUGGUGUCCGUGGCCGACCCGGUGAGGUCCUCGCUCGGCACGCGGGGCUGCCCGCUCGGCGGCCCGAUGGGCGGCCGGCUUGGCCCGGUGGGCUGCGCGCAGGUGGGCCACUCCGUGGGCACCCUCGGCUGCCCAACGUCGUUCCCCGUGAGCAUGUCCCCGGCGUUCCCGCUGGGGGCCCCGCCGUACCUCCUGGCCCAGCCCAUGCAGCCGAUGGCGACGGCGGGGCCGUCGCCGUC
Messenger RNA from Prorocentrum cordatum, 408 nucleotides. Lineage: Eukaryota; Dinophyceae; Prorocentrales; Prorocentraceae. The record is from the annotation of a GenBank genome assembly.